UUGGAUGAGAACUUUAGAAGAGUAUUGAGAAACUUUAACAAACGUUGGGAGCAGCCAGCUUUAUAAAAGCUAGACGACUGUGGGACGAGCAUAAGUCUGUCUGAGAAUGAUGGCAAGAAUACAGACAACUUUAAUUUGCCUCCUUCUCCCCUGUCUCCUUCAGGAUUCUUUAAGUAGACAUGUCCCUCAUGAAGGUGGCCGUGCUUUGCAACCUCGCAUCCAGAGAGACAUAAAGAAUGUAGAUCCCCCUGUGGUCUUACAGGGGCCAAUAACUCAUGUAACGGAUGUAGACGCAAUCCUCCAGAAGCACAAUAUCACUCUACCAAAUGGCUACCUUGGUCAGUGCACUGUUGUGAACAGCUGUGAGGGUCUGAAAGAGCAACUGGAGGACACAAACAGACAAUUGCAGGAGAAAACCAGCCACACCAUUCAACUGGAACAAGAAGUGUUUAGACUGAAGUUCACAGUGAGACAGUUGAGAGUGAAGUCUACAACCUGCGGUCUGGAAACAUCAGAUCACAUUGCCAAACUGCAAGCUCAGUUGGAGGAUAAGAUGAGUCAACUGGAACAGAUGUCGCAUGACAAUGGAAACCUGGUUCUGAGGAUCACAGCUCUUACCUAUGAAGUGAAUGAACUACAGAAGAAGAACACAACCACCUCAACUUCCACCAAGAUCACUGACCUACUGAGCCAGCUGGAGGAAAAUAACAAACAAUUGCAGUUUAAAACAGAACAACUGGAAAGGAACAGUCGCAGCGCUCAACGUAUUCUUGAGAUUAUUGAACUGCAGACCCAGAUCUGGGAGUUAGAGAAAACAAAUCACAGUCAGGAGACUUUAACCCAAAUCACUGUUCUACAGAGACAACUGGAGGCCAAGAUCAAUGAACUGGAGGGCAACUCCGAAGGGAGUGAUGACUCCAAAAAAGUGGUGAUGAUGAUCACAUUGGAGAAUGAGGUUACAGAGCUACAGAAAAGGAUCUCAGAGCUCACUGAGGAAUCCAAAACUAAAAUUACUGAUCAACAGAGGCAACUGAAGGAGAUGAACCAGCAACUAAUUGACAAGAUAUUACAACUGCCUGACAACAACACUAACACUGAACUAACUGAGGAGAUUUUAGCGUUGCAGAAUGCAAUAAAUAACCUAAACAUACAAAUAUCAAGUCUACAAAAGAAGACCAAUGCCCAACAUGCAGAGCUGCAGAAGACUUUGAACAACAAGGAAAAACAACAAGAAGCUUGGAAGAAACAACUGAAGGGGGAGGACGAGACUAGCGUACAGCUGAUUAUGAAGAUAAUUUCUAUAAUGAGGGAACAGAGGGAUUUACAGAUACAAACAACACAACAGAUGCAGACAACAGCAGCCCAGAUCACUGCACUUCUGCAACAAGUUCAGGACAAAGAGGACGAGAUUGACAGAGUUCAGGCUGAAAACAAAGACCUGCAGAAACAGCUGAAGGAGAAUAAUGCAACGUGUUUCAGUCUCGAGAACAAAUAUGACCGGGUGAGYGGUGAAUUAGAGGACAAGAUAAACUUACUUAACAGUCAAAAUUCAGGCAUCUCCAAACUAGUUCUAAGUAUCGUGGCUCUGAAUGAUGAAGUGAAGUGGCUGAGGACUCAAAUAAUUUCUCCAGAAGCCGCAGACAAGAUCGAUGAGCUGCAGAAGAAACUGGAGCAGAAGAACCGAGAAUUAAAAACGAAGAGCAACGAACUGCAGGAAAAAAGUUCAAACGGACAAAGGAUUCUGAGAAUAAUUGAGGUGCAGAAUCUGAUAUGGGAGUUCCAGAAAGGAGUGGCUACUCAGAGCAACAUUUACCAGAUUGCAGUGCUACAGAAAGAGCUGAAUGACCUGACUGCUGAAAUGGAGGACAAGGCCGAUGACGACUCAAAACUGGUUCUGACGAUAACCACAUUACAGAGUGAGGUGGUCAACCUACAGAGAAUGCUGUCAGCUCUCAGUCAGUCAACCGCAGCCCAGAUAGUUCGGCUGGAGAAGCAGUUGGAGGAUAAGAAGCAGUUGGCCAAGCUGGUUGAGCAGAGUGGAAAGGGUCCAAAAAUGUCAAACCUUGAGAAUCAAAUAAGUGAAAUAGAAAAGAGAAUAGCAGAGCUAAAAGAAGAAAAUCCUGAAGCCAAGAUCACUGAGCUGACAACACAGCUUAAGGAAAGCGAGAGGCAGCUUGAGGAGAACAUAAAAAGACUGAAGAAGAAAGACAGCAAGAAUUCUUACCUGAUUAUGCAAAUUCUUCAUCUACAAAGGAAACUCAGAGACAUACAAAAUGCUGCAUCUCAGCAAUUCAAUGAAACUGCUGCUGAUGUUACUGCGCUUCAGGAACAACUAGAUGCCAGAGAGGAAGAGAGCGCCAGAUGUCAGGCCCAGAACAAAGACCUGGAGAAGAGGCUGGGCGAUAAGGAUGCACAGUGCUUUGGACUCCAGGACCGAUAUGACAGUCUGCAAGAUAAGCUUGGUUCUGCAAUGAAUAAACUGGAUAAUGUAACUGGAUACAACGAUAAACUCGUUCUUGAGGUAUGGACCCUGACUAAUGAGGUAGACGAUCUAAAGAAGAGAACUGUGACUUCUGCAGCUAAGAUCAAUGUCAUGAUUUUUCCUCGUCUUUCAGAGCUCCAAAAGUUGCUGGAUGCGAAGAUCAAAGAACUGGCAAAGAAAACACAGGAACUGGAGGAUAACGCUCCUCAACCAGAGAAUAUUCUAAGGAUCAUUGCAAUACAGAAUGAGAUCUUGAACCUGCAGAAAGGAGUUAGCAAUGGGACAAACUUUGACCAGAUUGCUGCGCUUGAGAAUGAACUGGAUGCAUUGAUUGCCACAAUCGAGGAGAAGAACAAUGGCAACUGUAAACAGAUUCUGCAGAUCAUUGCACUCCAAAAUCAAGUGACAAGAUUACAGAGGCAAGAGUUAGAGUUCAAUCAGUCAUCUGAGGCCAAGAUUGCUGAGCUAGAGAAUCAGUUACAGGAGACGAGAGACCAGCUGAAUGAAAAGAACGACGAGCUGAAAGAAACUGACAGUAGAAUUCCACAACUCAUUGCAGAGAUCAUGGGACUUCGUAACAAACUGACAGAGUUAGAAAGAACAUUAUCAGAGCUCAAACGGACAAGUGCUGACAAGAUGGAAGAUCUACAGAGUCUACUGAAGCAGAAGAGCAAGCAGCUUGAAGAAAACACUACACAACUGAGGGCUGUAGAUGCCAAAAAUGCAGAACAGAUUCUGAAGAUUAUUGAACUCCAGAAAGAAAUGAAAGCGAUACAAACGGAAGCUUCAAAAGCCAAAGAUAAAAGUGUAUCAGAAAUCUCUGAGCUACAGAAACAACUUAAGGCCAAAGAGAAGCUGAAUGCAAGACUAGACUCCAAAAACAUAGAGCUGGAGAAAUUUCAGAAGGAAAUGAAAAUGGAAUGUGAUGAAAUCCAGCACAGGUGCAAAGAGGUACAGCUUCAAAAUGAUCAAAACCAAGAGGACUUGCUUAAAAUGCAGCAGCAAUUGCGAGAGGAGGAGGCAGCCUUCAAUAGACUGCAGCAGCAACUCAGAGACAGCAAGGAUGACAAUGCCAGACUACAGGGGAGAAAUAAGAGUUUGCAAGAGGAGAAUGACAAACUCAAGAUGAAUUUACAAGAUCUUCUGGUAGAUCCAGAAACGAUUGUCCAUAGCACUAAGGUGGCCUUAGACCCGGACACAGCCCAUCCUAAAAUCAUUCUGUCAACGGAUGAGACAGAAAUGUCUGUAGCACAACAGCGACAGAAUGUCCCCAACAAUCCAGGGCGGUAUGACUUGUCUCUUGCUGCUCUUGGAAAGACUGGGUUUAACAGGGGGAGAAAUUACUGGGAGGUUGAAGUGGCUGGGAAGACAUGUUACAACAUCGGAGUUGCCAGAGGAUCAGCUAAUAGGAAGGGGCAGCUGAAACUAAAACCAGCAGAAGGCUACUGGACCAUAAUCUUGACAAAACAAGGUGUGCUCAAAGCCCUUGCAGCUGGGCCACUUGAUAUUCAGCUGCCUGAGCUCCCCCAGAAGUUUGGAAUACUAUUAGACUACAAGAAGGGAGAGGUCUCUUUCUACAAUGCAAAUACCAGGUCUCUUCUCCAUAAAUUCACAGGUAAUAGAUUCACAGAUAAACUAUAUCCAUUCUUCAAUACCUGUCUGGAGAGUAAUGAUGAUGGUCCGAUUGUCUUAACUCCUGUUGGUUCAGUGUCAUGGAUACAGUAGAGAAUGCAUUUGACAUCAAAUUAAUUUCAGUAUAAAAAUCACAUUGCUUUCCUUCACAAAAAAUAAUCUUAAAUGUAAUUAUUUCUGUGGUAUUGAUUCAAGAUGAUGUAAUUUCAAUUAUGCAUUUUCAAUCAUUCAUCAAAUAAAAUAUUGCACCUGA
Molecule: messenger RNA, 4367 nt
Organism: Salvelinus sp. IW2-2015
Lineage: Eukaryota; Metazoa; Chordata; Actinopteri; Salmoniformes; Salmonidae
Source: RefSeq, a predicted model, not a curated record